Messenger RNA from Glycine soja, 1983 nucleotides. Its product is annotated as pentatricopeptide repeat-containing protein At5g44230. Lineage: Eukaryota; Viridiplantae; Streptophyta; Magnoliopsida; Fabales; Fabaceae. Gene Ontology annotation, biological process: RNA modification. Bases 35 to 1888 code for a protein of 617 amino acids. The transcript has a single exon. Gene Ontology annotation, molecular function: protein binding; RNA binding; zinc ion binding. The record is from RefSeq and is a predicted model, not a curated record.
CUAAGAAGAAGAAAAAGAAGAAGAAGAUUGAGGCAUGGUUGUGCGAAGGGUUUUGGAGUGGGAAGUGGUGAGAAUCCUGGAGAGAUGCAGCAGCCUGAAUCAGGCGAAAGAAGUCCACGCCCAAAUCUACAUAAAGAACCUCCAGCAAUCUUCCUACGUACUCACCAAGCUCCUCCGCCUCGUCACCGCCCUCCCCCACGUCCCCCUCCACUCCUACCCUCGCCUUCUCUUCUCACAGCUCCACACCCCAAACCCCUUCGCCUGGACCGCUCUCAUUCGCGCCUACGCUCUCCGAGGACCCCUCUCCCAAGCCCUGAGCUUCUACUCCUCCAUGCGGAAACGACGCGUCAGUCCCAUCUCGUUUACCUUCUCCGCUCUCUUUUCCGCUUGCGCCGCCGUUCGCCACUCCGCUUUGGGGGCGCAGCUUCACGCUCAGACACUCUUGCUUGGUGGCUUCUCCUCUGAUUUGUACGUCAACAAUGCCGUUAUCGACAUGUACGUCAAAUGCGGGUCUUUGCGUUGUGCGCGCAUGGUGUUCGAUGAAAUGCCUGAACGGGAUGUCAUUUCUUGGACCGGGCUGAUUGUUGCUUACACGAGGAUCGGUGAUAUGAGGGCCGCACGGGACUUAUUUGACGGGUUGCCGGUUAAGGAUAUGGUGACUUGGACUGCCAUGGUUACCGGUUAUGCGCAGAACGCCAUGCCGAUGGAUGCAUUGGAGGUUUUCCGGCGGUUGCGAGAUGAGGGUGUGGAGAUUGAUGAGGUUACCUUGGUUGGUGUCAUAUCUGCUUGUGCUCAAUUGGGUGCGUCUAAGUAUGCUAACUGGAUAAGGGACAUUGCUGAGAGUUCUGGAUUUGGGGUAGGAGAUAAUGUCCUUGUGGGGUCGGCUUUGAUAGACAUGUACUCAAAAUGUGGUAAUGUGGAGGAGGCAUAUGAUGUCUUUAAAGGAAUGAGUGAAAGAAAUGUGUUUUCUUACAGUUCCAUGAUUGUGGGGUUUGCUAUACAUGGCCGAGCUCGUGCGGCUAUUAAGUUGUUUUAUGACAUGUUGGAGACCGGGGUAAAACCAAACCAUGUUACUUUUGUAGGGGUGCUUACGGCAUGUAGUCAUGCAGGCUUGGUAGACCAAGGGCAGCAGCUCUUUGCCUCCAUGGAAAAGUGUUAUGGUGUUGCUCCAACUGCAGAGCUUUAUGCUUGCAUGACGGAUCUUCUUAGCCGCGCUGGAUACUUGGAAAAGGCACUUCAGCUUGUUGAGACAAUGCCUAUGGAGUCCGAUGGAGCUGUGUGGGGAGCACUUCUUGGAGCAUCACACGUCCAUGGGAACCCUGACGUUGCUGAAAUUGCUUCUAAGCGUUUAUUUGAGCUUGAACCUGAUAACAUAGGGAAUUAUUUGUUGCUUUCUAACACUUAUGCAUCAGCUGGAAGAUGGGAUGAUGUGUCUAAGGUCAGGAAAUUGCUGAGAGAGAAAAAUUUGAAAAAAAUUCCAGGGUGGAGCUGGGUUGAAGCAAAAAAUGGUAUGAUUCACAAGUUCGUUGCUGGUGAUGUGACUCAUCCAAAAAUUAAUGAGAUAAAGAAGGAGUUAAAUGAUCUUUUAGAACGGCUGAAAGGUAUUGGAUACCAGCCAAACCUAAGUUCGCUGCCAUACGGUAUUAAUGAUAGAGAGAAGAGGCUUUUACUAAUGGCUCAUAGUGAAAAACUAGCUUUGGCAUUUGGAUUGCGGAGUACUGAUGUUGGUUCCACUAUAAAGAUUAUGAAGAACCUUAGGAUAUGUGAGGAUUGUCAUAUUGUAAUGUGUGGAGCGUCAAAAGUUACAGGAAGAAAAAUUGUUGUGAGGGAUAACACGAGAUUCCACCACUUUCUUAAUGGUGCUUGUUCUUGCAGUAAUUUUUGGUGACCGAGGCUAUAUAGCCAUAUGCGGGUGAAAAGUUGACAUAUUGAUGUUGGAAGAAAAAAUUUGAAGUGAGAGGGCCCUUUUCCAUUUCUGAUGAA